This is a messenger RNA of Populus nigra (black poplar), 1341 nucleotides long. RefSeq names its product probable disease resistance protein At4g27220. Bases 1 to 1341 code for a protein of 446 amino acids. The transcript has a single exon. The record is from RefSeq and is a predicted model, not a curated record. Lineage: Eukaryota; Viridiplantae; Streptophyta; Magnoliopsida; Malpighiales; Salicaceae. Gene Ontology annotation, molecular function: protein binding.
AUGGUUCAAGCAGGUGCACAACUAACAGAAUUACCCGAUGUAAGAUUGUGGAGAGAGGAACUGUUAAGAGCUUCACUCAUGGAAAAUAGAAUCGAGAAUAUUCCAACAGGCUUUUCACCAAUGUGCCCCCGUCUCUCAACAUUAUUGUUAUGCAGAAACUACAAAUUGAAUUUGGUCGGGGAUUCUUUUUUCCAGCACCUCAUCGGACUCAAGGUUCUUGAUCUUUCCGACACAGAUAUAGAGAAGUUGCCGGAUUCUAUUUGUCAUCUGACGAGUCUAACUGCAUUGUUGCUGGGAUGGUGUGCAAAGCUGAGUUAUGUACCAUCAUUAGCAAAGCUUAAGGCAUUGGAGAAGUUGGAUCUCAGUUACACUGGACUUGAAGAUUUGCCCGAGGGAAUGGAAAGGCUGGAGGAUCUCAGGUAUCUUAAUCUUGAUGGAAGUGGGGUGCGUGUUUUACGGUCGGGUAUUUUACCCCAACUCUCAAAAUUACAGUUCCUCAAGCUUCAUCAGAAAUCUGAAGUUGUUCUCUCAGUUAGAGGAGAUGAAGUUUCCGCAUUAUAUGAUUUGCAAACUUCGGAAUGCAACUUCCGUGAUCUUGACGAUUUCAGAUUUUUCCGAUGUGGACAGAGCAUUUCACUAAUUGCAUGCAAGGUUACUGUGGGACGACCUUGUUUCUCUUCACUUGAAGAUCUAAAUUAUACAAGAUCGAAGUCAGGGUUAAUUAAAGAGGCUUGGUUUUAUGACCUCAUGAUUGACAAUGCAAUUUCUCUGUUCGGGCGCUUCAUUACAAAAGUAGUUUUUGUGAGUUGUCAAAACAUGAGAAGCUUAUGUCCAUCAUAUGUUAUUGGAGGGCUUGAGAUUCUACACCUUGAUGGUUUGAUAAUCUUAGAAACCCUUUUUGAAGCACCCCUUUUUGAAGCACCUUCAAAGCUACCUGCUCUUGGUGUCUUUUUCAAACUCAGAGAGAUCGUGAUACAUAAAUGUCAUGGGAUGAUGGUGCUGCUCCCUCCUUGGUUGUUGUCUGAACUCCGAUUGGAAGUGAUUGUAGUCGAAGAUUGUUACAACAUGCAGGAGAUAAUGGGAAGUUGUGAAGUUUUGGUACAUGGAGAGGAGCAUUCCUCUCCUUUUCGUAGAUUUGAUAAAUUGAGGGUUUUGGUAGUGAAGAAAUUACCAAAUUUGAAAAGCAUUUAUUCUGGAAGACUUCAAUGCAAUUCUGUCGAAGAGAUUACCGUGGGUGAUUGCCCGCAGCUAACGAGGAUCCCGAUCACUAUUUCCCAUUCUCUUAAGAAAAUUGAAGUAGAUCCUGAAAGUUUGUUGAACACAGUUGAGAAUGUUUUAUGA